CAGGAGAGGGAAGGCUGGGUGGGGGCAGAACAGAAGGGAGAGGACAGCGGGGCAGAUCACUCGCCCCACACCUGCACCUGGUCACUUUGGUUCGCCUUCAGGCUCCAGCUAAACUCCCCGUUUCUGAUCCGUGGACCAACAUCUUGAUCACGUCGAUGGUUUUGUGGGCAUAAACUUUUGGAAAUUGCGGGACAAGCGUUCGGGUGGAUCUGAUGCCAUUUACGCCCUCUCUCUCUUUCGUUUUGUUGUUACGCAGAGCGAUGCCUUCGGUUAAAAGCCACUGAUUCGGCAUUGUCGCUCUUUCCCCCCUCCUAUUGUCUAAGAGGAACUAUCAAACCAUUCGGACUCUUUUAUUUCCUGCGAACAUCUAUAGCUAAGAGACGUUUUUUUCCCCCCUCCCCAGUCCGGACUCCAAAGGCGCAAAACGCGCGGAAUGCCGCGUUAACAUCCCGCAAGUUUUGGGAUCCUUACGCAGAAAUCAAAGAUUUAGAUCUCUGUGGGCUACCUGCAUGACUGUUACCAUGACAGCAUCUGGAGCCCAGCUCCUCCUGUUGGCCCUGUGUGUUUACAGAGGCUGGGGCCUGCAGCAGUCUGCACCGCGGGUUCGCCUCUCCUUCAAAGAACUCAUGGACACGAAAGCUGCACGACCCUUCAGUUUUUCCUUCAACACCAGCGACUACCGCAUCCUCCUCAUGGACCAGGAUCAGGGCCGCCUGUACCUGGGCAGCCGGGAGUACCUGGUUGCUCUGGACAUGCACAAUGUCAACAAGGAGCCACUUAUAAUCCACUGGCCAGCCUCUGCAAAGAGAAAGGGAGAAUGCCAGAUGACAGGAAAGGGUAGACAGGGUGAAUGUGCCAACUUUGUGCGCUUGAUUGAGCCGUGGAACCGCACCCAUCUCUACACCUGCGGCACAGGGGCGUACCAACCCAUCUGCACAUUCAUCAAUCGGGGCUGGAGGGCAGAGGACUACCUGUUUAGGCUGGUCUCUGGCUACAUGGAUUCAGGGAAGGGAAAAUGUUCCUACGAUCCCAAACAAGAGAAUGUUGCCGUUCUGAUCAAUGGUAACCUGUAUGCAGGUGUACAUAUUGACUUUAUGAGCACAGACGCUGCUCUGUUUAGGACCAUGGGAGGGAGGACAGCAAUCAGGACGGAGCAGUAUGACUCCAGGUGGCUCAACGAGCCGGUGUUUAUCCAGAUCCAGCAGAUCCCUGACAGUGCAGAAAAAAACGAUGACAAACUUUACUUCUUUUUCCGAGAGAAGAGUCUAGACACCAGCGGCGGGGCGAGCCCCACGGUUUUGGCCCGGGUGGGCAGAGUGUGUCUGAAUGAUGAAGGAGGCCAAAAAUCGCUGGUGAACCGCUGGACGACGUUCCUGAAAGCCCGUCUUGUCUGCUCAGUAAUUGGAGACGACGGGGUUGAGACAUCAUUUGAUGAACUACGAGACGUGUUCAUUCAACCAACGCAGGAUGAAAGAAACCCCAUGGUGUACGCUCUCUUCGCUACAGCCGGCUCUGUGUUCAAGGGCUCGGCAGUCUGUGUGUAUUCGAUGGCCGAUGUCCGCAAUGUCUUCAACGGACCGUUUGCCCACAAGCACGGCCAUAACUACCAAUGGACCGAAUACACUGGGAAGAUUCCCUAUCCACGUCCUGGAACAUGUCCAGGAGGAACCUUCACCCCAGGCAUCCGGUCAUCGAAGAACUUCUCUGACGAGGCCGUGAAUUUCAUCCGAGCCCAUCCCCUCAUGUUUCAUUCAGUUUAUCCUAUCCAUCGCCGCCCCCUGGUGGUGAAGACCGGUGUGGACUACCGGUACACGGCCCUUGUGGUUGACCAGGUGGACGCCGUGGACGGCCGCUAUGAGGUCCUCUUUCUAGGCACAGACCGAGGCACAGUGCAAAAGGUCAUUGUGUUGCCCAAAGACCCAACAACCUUGGAAGAACUGACUCUGGAGGAAGUCGAGGUCUUUCGGACCAGAGUUCCUGUUAAAACAAUGAAGAUUUCUUCAAAAAGACAACAGCUGUACGUCUCCUCGGACGCGGGGCUGACGCAGGUGUCGCUGCACCGCUGCGGCGUGUACGGCAGGGCGUGCUCCGACUGCUGUCUGGCCCGCGAUCCGUACUGCGCCUGGGACGGAGAGAGCUGCUCUGCCUUCACCCCGUCUACCAAAAGGUACGGGUCGCCUCAUGCAGUCGCUGUGAAGCAUUGCUACGUUUUAGGCAUGAAACUUCAACUCUCUCGUUUUAGGAGGAGCAGAAGACAGGACGUUAAGCACGGCGAUCCGCUGAGGCAGUGCAGAGGCUUUAAUGCCAAAGUGGAGAAACGUCUGAGAGAGACGGUGCAGUUUGGGGUGGAGGGCAGCAGUACCUUCUUGGAGUGCCAGCCUCGCUCCCCCCAGGCCUCCGUCAAGUGGCUCUUCCAGAGGGAAGGAAAGAGGAAAGUGCUGAAUCGUGUUGGGGGCGUUUUGAAAACCAACCAGGGCAUCCUCCUGAAGUCUCUGAACCAGUCGGACGCAGGGCUCUACCACUGCCUCGCCACGGAGAACAACUUCAAGCACACCGUGGCCCGGGUGGCUUUGCGCAUCCUGGAUCGGGACAUCGUCCUGGCGCUCACCGCUCAGGACGAGGACGAGGAGCCAAAGACCCGCCAAGCAGGGCCCUUCCCUCAGUCGCCCGUCGCCUCCACCCCCUUCCCACCGGAGAUCAGACUGAUUAACCAGUACUGCCAGUCCUACUGGGACCAAGUCGCCCCCAAACAGCAGCAGCAGCGGAAGCGCACCAGCCGCAGGCACACAGAAAGCCAGGACCAAGGCCUUGGUUAGAGGGCGGGGCGGUCCAACACCGGUCUGUCUGGACUUUAUGCUGGACUUUUCAUGUUCGACACAUGUUUGGGUGUCACUUCCACUCGUUCGGGGCGGGCGAUACCGUCCCUUUAUCAUCAAAGUGUUCUGCAGAUUUCAAACCCAAGUAAAUCCAUAUCAAAUAUAGUUUACACUACUGAUGACCACAUUCUUAAUGAUGCCAUAUGUUUCUAGUUACCAAAACAACAGCUUUAUUACCGUUGUAUAAUUAUGCUACCGUGCUUUUAAAAAAAAAAAAAAAAAAAAGCAGACUGUUCAGUGGAACAAAACACACAUUUCACGUAAACUUGGUGUUCUUUGCAAAAAAAAAAAAAGGAAAAAAAGGCUGAAUGCAAUGCAAGUGAUAAGCCUCUAGUUACACAAGUAUGCUCUCUUUAAAGUAUCUCCAAACAGAAGUGUAAUAUAUUAAUUGUGAAUAUAAUAUUAAUGGUCAUGACCUGUUGUUUCGACUACCCUGUAUUGUAUGAGGCUACCAUGUUGAUAUAAAUGCAUAUUUUGCAUGCAUGCGGUCGUCGUUUCUUUGCGAGUUGUACAUUUCACGGUAGCUCUGUUCUCAGACUUGUUGUGUUCUUGACGUUGGCGAGUUGUAAUGUGUUCUGUUAAGCUAAUUCCAUUGGAUGUUGACGUUUAAAGAGCUCCCCUUACUGUCCUGUGCUUUGGUGAUCUACGGUAUGUGAGUAUUGGACGUCUGUGUAGUGUACAGUGUUCUUCCAGUUAUGCACUUUGUUGUUGUUGUUGGUGACAUUGGUGGGGAAAUGGGGAUCUUUGCACAGAUGUAUGACAAGAACUGAUUUUUUUUUAUGUACAGUAUGUGAUAAAAAUGGGAGCAAAGCUGUCUC
Molecule: messenger RNA, 3694 nt
Organism: Fundulus heteroclitus (mummichog)
Lineage: Eukaryota; Metazoa; Chordata; Actinopteri; Cyprinodontiformes; Fundulidae
Gene: sema3gb
Product: sema domain, immunoglobulin domain (Ig), short basic domain, secreted, (semaphorin) 3Gb
Exons: 17
Coding region: 510-2816 (768 amino acids)
Biological process (GO): positive regulation of cell migration; axon guidance; neural crest cell migration
Molecular function (GO): chemorepellent activity; semaphorin receptor binding
Source: RefSeq, a predicted model, not a curated record